UUUUAUUUCGAAAAAAAAGAGAAAGAAGAAUCUGAUUAUUUGCAGUACAAAGAAUCCUUUCUUUCUUUCAUCAUCACAAACUGACUAUUAUUAACACUCUCUAUCUCUCUUUUUCUGUAAUAUAAAGCAACAUCAAGACAGUGAUUCCCGUGACUUUAACCUGCAACAAGAGAUAAAUAAAAAUAAUGGCUUUACAUCAUCACUAUUCCCACGGGCUAGCCUACUAGUUACAGUUUCUCUUUAACCUCAUCACUGUUUAAAUUUUCUAUCUCAUUAUUUUUCUUUUUGUGCUUUUCUUUAAUGGGUCAUCUUUUUUAAUCAAUCGCACUUGUUUUAUUAGUACCAAAACCAACUCACAGCCUUCUUCUUGCUCUCUUCGUUAUAACUAUCUUUCCCUCCGUUGUCUCCUCUCUCACUCUAGAGUAAUAGCUUUGCUACUCUAGUUCCUAUCUACUGCUGUACUAUUAUUACCUGCUUUUCUCUCUAUAAAGGGCACAUAUUAGUGAAAGAAACAAAAAUGCCAAGUUCAAGUUCAAGCUCAUUCUUGAGACAGAUAAGUAAGACAGAAGCUUGGAGAUCAACGUCCAAGAGGUGGGGUUGUAAUAAUAACAGCAGCAGCAGCAACUUGAUUUUUGACAGAAGCUUGAAGCAAAUGGAAGGGUUUAACAUGUAUGGUAAUGGUAAUAACAGUAGUGGUUUGGUUAUGAGGAAGAGAGUGAUGGUAGUAGUAGAUCAUACUUCUCACUCAAAGCAUGCAAUGAUGUGGGCAUUAACACAUGUUGCUAAUAAGGGAGAUUUGCUUACUUUGCUUCACAUUGUACCUCCUAUUCACAGUGAAAAGGCUGAUGCUUCUUCUCCUUAUCUUGCUAAUUCUCUUGGCUCUCUUUGCAAGGCUUGUAAACCUGAGGUGGAAGUGGAAGCACUGGUAAUCCAAGGGCCAAAGCUAGCCACAGUGAUGAACCAAGUGAAGAAGCUAGAUGUGUCUGUCCUAGUUCUAGGCCAGAAAAAACCCUCUCCCCUUAUCACCUGCCUCUGUGGAAUCAGCAGCAGUGAGGGGUUUGUGGAGAAAUGCAUCAAGAAUGUAGAGUGCCUGACUAUUGGAGUGAGCAAGCAGAGCAAAAGUGUAGGUGGUUACCUUAUCAGCACCAGAUGGAGAAAGAACUUCUGGCUCUUGGCUUAGUUCUACUAAGUGAAUAACUAUAAUUAGAUAGAAUAACUUGUUAUUAUUAGAUCCUAAUCUCCAUCUCUGUAAACUAUUACCUACCAAGUACUAACUAGAUGUCAUGAAUAUCUCUCUGCUCUGUGUCCUUCCUCUAGACUUGAUAACCAAAUAGUAAUUAUCCAAUAAAUGUAAGAUUCUUAUGGAUGAA
Ricinus communis (castor bean) is the source of this 1370-nucleotide messenger RNA. RefSeq lists its product as uncharacterized. Lineage: Eukaryota; Viridiplantae; Streptophyta; Magnoliopsida; Malpighiales; Euphorbiaceae. The record is from RefSeq and is a predicted model, not a curated record. The transcript is spliced from 3 exons. The coding region runs from base 518 to 1180 and encodes 220 amino acids.